AUGAACCAGUACGACCACAUCGGCGGCAUGGGAAGCAUCUCCAUCCUGCAGUGCAUCCAGCUGAACAAAGACAUCUACAAUGUGGAGAAAAAGAUAAAGUCUUACGAACGAAAAAUUGAUAUCACCGAAAAUGUUAAGGUUAAGACGGAGAGGAAGCGGGAUGGGACAAAAGGUUAA
This is a messenger RNA of Plasmodium inui San Antonio 1, 177 nucleotides long. RefSeq lists its product as hypothetical. NCBI's taxonomy places the organism in Eukaryota, Apicomplexa, Aconoidasida, Haemosporida, Plasmodiidae. The coding region runs from base 1 to 177 and encodes 58 amino acids. The transcript is spliced from 2 exons. The record is from RefSeq and is a predicted model, not a curated record.